Molecule: messenger RNA, 2159 nt
Organism: Betta splendens (Siamese fighting fish)
Lineage: Eukaryota; Metazoa; Chordata; Actinopteri; Anabantiformes; Osphronemidae
Product: transmembrane protein 184C-like
Exons: 12
Coding region: 487-1758 (423 amino acids)
Biological process (GO): transport
Molecular function (GO): transporter activity
Source: RefSeq, a predicted model, not a curated record
GUAAGCGUAUAAACAACACGUAUAUUCUAGGGGUUCUGUAUUCAAACAUCUUUUAAAUCACCACCACAGUAUUUUUUUUAGCUGACGUAAAAACGCUUUUCGUGCCGUUUUUCUACCAAACACGUGACUGACUGAGACCGAGGGAGACGGUGACGUUGGGCGUAAACAAACAGGAAACGAGCGGACGAGACGGACAGCGGCUGCAGACUGAACCAGGACCGCAUGAAACCGGAUCAUCUAGUCGAUGUGAUCGAUUCGGACGAUGGUGAUCCGGUGAUCGGGUCAGGCGGUACCGUAAGAGCCGAGCGGUGGGGCGGAGGAGAGAUGCGUUGCCUGGUAACAGAAACAGGACCUCGGGGGAAAACAGGCCAGCAUCACUGUUAAUAAGCGUCUUCAGCCUCAACGGUGUUUCUCGCGGCCGUUCGUCCAGUGAGGCCUGUGCUUCAGGAUGUGCUGGUAGUCACUGCUCUGGGUGAAGCUGCCAUCAUGCCAUGCACCUGUGCAGAGUGGAGGCGGUGGAUCCGCCCUCUGGUUCUGCUCCUCUACGCUCUUCUGCUGGUGGCCGUGGUGCCGCUGUGCAUCUGGGAGCUGCAGAAAGACAAGGUUGGAACUCACAGCAAAGCCUGGUUCAUCGCCGGUGUUUUCGUCUUUCUGACGAUUCCAGUUUCACUGUGGGGGAUCCUGCAGCAUAUGGUGCACUACACCCAGCCGGAGCUGCAGAAACCAAUCAUCAGAAUUCUAUGGAUGGUGCCGAUUUACAGCUUGGACAGUUGGCUGGCUCUGCGCUACCCCAGCCUGGCCAUCUACGUGGACACCUGCCGCGAGUGCUACGAGGCCUACGUCAUCUACAACUUCCUGGUGUUCCUGCUGAACUUCCUCAGUAACCAGUACCCCAGCCUGGUGCUGAUGUUGGAGGUGCAGCAGCAGCAGCCCCACCUCCCCCCGCUGUGCUGCUGCCCCCCGUGGCCCAUGGGAGAGGUGCUGCUGUUCAGGUGUAAGCUGGGCGUUCUCCAGUACACCGUGGUCAGGCCCGUGACCACGGUUAUAGCAUUGAUCUGCCAGCUCUGUGGCGUCUACGAUGAGGCCAACUUCAGCUUCAGGAAUGCCUGGUCCUACCUGGUCAUAGUCAACAACAUAUCUCAGCUGUUUGCCAUGUACUGUCUGGUGUUGCUGUACCGAGCUCUGAAAGAGGAACUGACUCCCAUUAGGCCUGUGGGCAAGUUCCUGUGUGUCAAACUGGUGGUGUUUGUCUCCUUCUGGCAGGCUGUUCUCAUCGCAUUCCUGGUGAAGGUUGGUGUGAUCUCUGACAAACACACCUGGGACUGGGACAGUGUGGAGGCUGUGGCUACUGGCCUGCAGGACUUCAUCAUCUGCAUAGAGAUGUUUCUGGCUGCGAUUGCUCAUCAUUACACUUUUACCUAUAAGCCCUACGUGCAGGAAGCAGAGGAGGGUUCAUGUUUCGACAGCUUUUUGGCCAUGUGGGAUUUCUCGGAUAUUAGAGCUGACGUCACGGAGCAGGUCCGCCACGCUGGCCGUACCUUCCUGGGACGUCCCAACAAGAUGUACUUCGGGGCGUCAUCUCGACCUGAACACACGGAGCACACUGGACUCCUGACGGCAACCUCUCAGGACACGAUGGCGGCGGCAGCUACGUCGAUGCCCGCGUCCCCUUCAUCCACUGGACGAUACCAAGGCCUCGGACACACGCCUGCCCCUCAUUCCAUCUCUGCUCCUGCAGGAUUCACCUCCUCUUCCUGAGAGGACGACAGCGACAACUCACCUCCUCAGACGGGUGACGCCAAAUAACAGUGAGGACCCAGCCGGGACCGCCCUGUUCAGUAUAGGUGAAGAAGCCUAGUGUAAUAAAGCCAGAAUAACGAUAUAGACUAAGUAAUUCAUAGGUGGAUUUUACUUGACUAAGCAAAGGAAGCUGGAGCGAUCUUAACUCUGAUAUGUCAAAGCCAUGUUUGUGGAAGAGCUUUGGUGUCAUACUGUAUAGACUGUUUCCCUGCUUCUUAAAUGUUGGAAACCUGUAUGUAUGUGAAACAAUGUCAUUUUAUAAAUGUACUUGUUGAAAUAUGUUUAAAGAAAAGCAUAAUAAACAAAGGAGAAGCAGGCUGUUGUCUGCCUUCACACUCCUACAGCCUGCUCUUAAUGUA